UGAAUGGGCGUGAGAGAGAGCGUGAGGGACUGAGCAAAUCAACCUGCCUCUUUUGACUGAACAACGGUAUGGAAGAGCUGAGCUCCUAGCCACACUGAUCAGAGAGGAGUUUUAUUUUUGGAGAGGGGAAGAAGGGAGCAGACAAGGGGAACCGAAGAGGGACGAGGAGGAGAAAAGGCAUCAGAGUGGGGAUAGAUAGCAGAAAAAUGCUGUCAUGGGGAGAGGGGGAGGGAGCAGACAGAAAGAAACAGAAUGAGACCAGGCAGGGUGGAGCGGAGCUGAAAUGUGGAGGUGUCCAGUGGAAGAGACCAAAGAGAAGCAAGCAGGUGCUGAGGGGUGGGAGCUGAUGGAUGACAGAUCAGAGAGGCCAACACACACGCAAAUCCUCCCCAACCCAGAGGACAGAGAGCUGGACCACACCACAACUGGACCCCACCACGACUGGACCCCACCACAACUGGACCCCACCACGACUGGACCCCACCACGACUGGACCCCACCACGACUGGACCCCACCACGACUGGACCCCACCACGACUGGACCCCACCACGACUGGACCCCACCACGACUGGACCACACCACGACUGGACCCCACCACGACUGGACCACACCACGACUGGACCCCACCACGACUGGACCCCACCACGACUGGACCCCACCACGACUGGACCCCACCACGACUGGACCACACCACGACUGGACCCCACCACGACUGGACCACACCACGACUGGACCACACCACGACUGGACCCCACCACGACUGGACCCCACCACGACUGGACCCCACCACGACUGGACCCCACCACGACUGGACCCCACCACAACUGGACCACACCACAACUGGACCACACCACGACUGGACCCCACCACGACUGGACCACACCACGACUGCACCACAAAGCCAAAGCUGGAGGACGUCCUAAAGGAACUUGGAAUGGGUGUACGUUUUCCAGACCUAAAACAUAUUAUUGUAUCUGA
Messenger RNA from Oncorhynchus keta (chum salmon), 979 nucleotides. RefSeq lists its product as uncharacterized. The transcript is spliced from 2 exons. The record is from RefSeq and is a predicted model, not a curated record. The coding region runs from base 284 to 979 and encodes 231 amino acids. Lineage: Eukaryota; Metazoa; Chordata; Actinopteri; Salmoniformes; Salmonidae.